AUGUUCGACACGAUCGGCGGCAGGCCGAACGUGUGCACGUGGCCCGCGUCGUCGAAGGAGCCGCUGCGCAUCAUGAAGUCCACCAUGAACGGGAAGACGCAGAAGAUCUCCAUGAAACCAACGUUUUUCCGCCUCGCCAUGACGGGCGGGUUCGCCUACGGCGCCUACUACUGCGUCGACAUCGCCGUCAAGGCCCUCAACCACGACAACAUCGUCUGGCACGGCUCGGACAACGGCGCGCCGCCGCCGACGGUCCAGGUCUUCAUGAAGGAGGAGGUGGACCAGGCGCCCGCGCUCAAGCGCAUCUGGCGCACGUCGACGCCCGGCGGCUUCGGGCGCCACAACACGAAGGUCUCCGAGGAGGGCCAGCAGCCGACGGAGGACGCGCCUCUCACGACGACGGCGACGAACGCGAUCCUGCCCAAGGCCGUGCCCCGCUGGCAGGAGGCCUGCGGCGCCUUCGACGUGUCCUUCGCCGUCGGCGACGGCGGGGCGCCGGAGUCGCUCCGCGCGGACGCGGGCGCGUUCCUGCGGCUCCGCGACGAGCUCUGGCUCGAGGUCGACAAGGGCCAGCUGCCCGGCGACGUCGAGCCGAAACUCCGCGAGGCCUCCGCGUCGCCGCGCGGCGCCGCGGCCGCGGCCGAGGUGCUCGAGGCCUGGCUCGGCGCGCUCUGCGCGCGCGACGCGAGCCGGAGCAGCGGCGCGCUGCGGGCCUUCGCCGACGACGGCGGCGACGGCGGCGCGGGCGGCGGCGCGGCGCGGUUCCUGCUCCUCGGCGUCGACGCGGCCGCGGUCCGCGUGCCGCGGCGGUCCAAGGUCAGCGGCGUCGCCUGGCUCGAGGCCGGCGAGGCGGCCCAGUGGCAGUGGAGCCUGAAGACCGGCGGCCCCAAGCACCAGGACGUGCGCUUCUCCGCGCGGUUCCUCGCGGGCGGCGAGCGGGGCCUGAUGGCGCGCGGCUUCGCGUUCGGCGCGCACGACGACGCGCGCUUCGCGCCGGGCGCCGUCGUCGUCGAGGCCGACCGCUUCGCCUGCUGCGACGACGACGACGCCGAGUGCGUCGGGUCCUUCGCCGCGCCCGAGGACGGCUGGCUCGCGCUCGCGCUCGUCUUCGAGAACGACGCGCGGCUCAAGCCCCGGGAGCUCUGGGCGCGCGUGGGCACCUGCGACGGCGCCGCGGCGGCGGCGGCGGCGGUGGCCGCCGCGGAGAGCGCCGCGCGGCGGCCGCGGCCCCGGGGCGACGACGCGGGGUCGCUCGGCGACCGCCUCGCGGGUUGCGCCGAGGGCGCGACGCUCGUGCGCGUCGCCGUCGCGUCCGACGACGAGCUGCCCCCGCCCGCGAAGCGCACGUCCGUGACGGGCCUGCACGUGCGCGACAAGCUCAAGGCGGCGCUGGGCAAGGACGACGAGCCGGCCGACGGCGGGCCGACGCGCGCCGCGGCGCUCGCGAGGAUCGGCGAGCUCGAGGCCCAGCUCGCGGACUGCGCGGCCCGCGCCGACGCGGCGCUCGCCGCCGCCGUCACGGAGCGGGAGCGGCGCGAGACCGAGGCGCGGUCCCACGCACACGAGCGCGCGGCGCUCGAGGGCGCCGCGGCGGAGUCCGAGGACCGCGCCGCGCGCGCGGCCCUCGCGGACGAGCGGCGCGUCCUCGUCGCCGAGUUCCGCCGCCUCAAGGCCGCGAGCGACGAGCGCGUCGCCGUCGCCAAGGCCGACGCCGACGAGGCGCGCAUGGUCCAGCGCCAGCUCGCCGCGCACGCGAAGCGCCUCAAGGACGAGCGCAAGGCGCUCGCGCGCCAGCUCCAGGAGACGCUCGCGGCCGCGCCCCGGAGGCCGCCGCCGGCGCCCGAGGAGCCGCCGCCGGCGCCGGCGCCGGCGCCCGAGCCGGAGCCGGAGCCCGCGCCGGAGCCCGAGCCCGAGCCCGAGCCCGCGGCGGCCGCGGCCGCGGCCGCGCCCGAGGAGGACGCCGCCGCGAAGCGCGCGGCCCUCGCCGCGAAGCUCGAGGGCUGCCGCGCGCGCCAGGGCGCCCUCGACGAGGUCCUCAAAACCCAGGACGACGACCGCAUGCGCGCGCUGAAGCGGAAGCUCGACGCCGCGGUGCGCAAGCUCGAGGUCCAGCUCGCGCGGCUCGACGAGGCGGCGGCGGGCGACGACAGCCCGAGGACGUCCAUCGCCGGCGCCGACGGGACGACCCUGCUCUAA
This is a messenger RNA of Aureococcus anophagefferens, 2196 nucleotides long. RefSeq lists its product as hypothetical. The transcript is spliced from 5 exons. Bases 1 to 2196 code for a protein of 731 amino acids. The record is from RefSeq and is a predicted model, not a curated record. NCBI's taxonomy places the organism in Eukaryota, Pelagophyceae, Pelagomonadales, Pelagomonadaceae.